Messenger RNA from Choloepus didactylus (southern two-toed sloth), 1266 nucleotides. Its product is annotated as HLA class II histocompatibility antigen, DQ beta 1 chain. Gene Ontology annotation, biological process: peptide antigen assembly with MHC class II protein complex; antigen processing and presentation of exogenous peptide antigen via MHC class II; immunoglobulin production involved in immunoglobulin-mediated immune response. The record is from RefSeq and is a predicted model, not a curated record. NCBI's taxonomy places the organism in Eukaryota, Metazoa, Chordata, Mammalia, Pilosa, Megalonychidae. The coding region runs from base 1 to 915 and encodes 304 amino acids. The transcript has 6 exons. Gene Ontology annotation, cellular component: MHC class II protein complex; membrane. Gene Ontology annotation, molecular function: MHC class II protein complex binding.
AUGCACAGAAGAAGCAUGAACAGGUUUUUAUUCUCUGAGGUGAGUGCAUCCGACCCAUCUGUGCGAGCUGUGUGGACUUCCAUCACUCUUUCCCCCUGGUUCUCAAUCAUGCCUGCGAAGCUGACUCUGCAGACCAGUGGACUUCGGGCAGUGCCUCUGAUGCUGGUGCUGAUGGUGCUGGGCAGCCCAAUGACUGAUGGAGGGGACUCUCCUAAGGAUUUCGUGUACCAGUUUAAGGGACUCUGCUACUUCACAAACGGGACGGAGCGGGUGCGGCUUGUGACCAGAUGCAUCUAUAACCGGGAGGAGAUCGUGCGCUUCGACAGCGACGUGGGGGAGUACGCGGCCGUGACGGAGCUGGGGCGGCCGGACGCGAAGUACUGGAACAGCCAGAAGGACAUCCUGGAGCGGACGCGGGCCGAGGUGGACACGGUGUGCAGACACAACUACCAGAAUGAAGAGCGCACCACUCUGCAGCGGCGAGUGGAGCCCACAGUGACCAUCUCCCUUUCCAGGACUGAGGUCCUGAACCACCACAACAUGCUUGUCUGCUCGGUGACUGAUUUCUAUCCAGACCAGAUCAAAGUCCAGUGGUUCCGGAAUGACCAGGAAGAGACAGCCGGUGUUGUGGCUACCCCUGUUAUUAGGAAUGGGGAUUGGACCUUCCAGAUCCUUGUGAUGCUGGAAAUGAUGCUCCAGCAUGGGGAUGUCUACACCUGCCGCGUGGAGCACCCCAGCCUCCGGAGCCCCAUCAGCGUGCAGUGGAGGGCACAGUCUGAAUCUGCCCAGAGCAAGAUGCUGAGUGGAGUUGGGGGCUUCGUGCUGGGACUGAUCUUCCUGGGACUGGGCCUUAUCAUCCAUCGUAGGAGUCAGAAAGGGUCUCGUGGGCCUCCACCAGCAGGGCUCCUGCACUGACCCCUGAGGACUGACUGGGAUUGGUUAUUGCUCAGCUGUAAGGCCUGCCUCGUCCUUGCCCAGAAUUCCCGGCCACCUGUCAGCCUGGCUGCCUCUGAGGUCAGGGUCCUGCAGUGACUGACAUGGCCACCAGGUCGGCUCCUGUGACCCCUGCCCCAAGAUCCUGCCUGUGCUUCUGCUUCCAUCACUGAGCCUGGAGCCCCUGCCUGUGCUGCAGCUGCAGCCACUCAGACCCCAAAGGGUCUUUCUGUUUCUAUUCUCCCUCCACAGACCGCGCGAGACACACAUCAAAACUGUUCACCUGAGAAUAGAGCUUUUGACAUAAUUAAACAUGACCACAUGUUAUGUGUA